Molecule: messenger RNA, 918 nt
Organism: Arctia plantaginis
Lineage: Eukaryota; Metazoa; Arthropoda; Insecta; Lepidoptera; Erebidae
Source: the annotation of a GenBank genome assembly
AUGGGUAAGAUAAUUAAGAUGAAUAACAAUCGACGGCUGAGGACUCCUAAUUGGUCGUUCGAUGAAAAACAGUUCCUUCUCGAAUUAAUUAAGCAGCGCAAGGAUGUGGUCGUUACUAAAUCUAACAACGGUCCAAAUCAUUACGAAGAGAAAGAUAUUGCAUGGAAUGAGAUUUUAAAUGAGUUGUCGACAAGAUUUGGCGAGAAGUUUAGUGGUAGUUCAACAAAAAAAGUGAAAACGCAAUGGCAAAACAUGAAAAGAAUAGCCCGUGAAGAAAUAGCGCUUAAUGGCCCAAUGCUACAAAAUUACUCACGACUGUCUCUUGAAGUGUGUAAUAUUAUUGAACUAAUUAAAGACGGUGUGCUUAGAAGUGAAAAUGAAAAUUUAAAUGAAACAUCAAUGACAACAAAUAUUGAAAUAAAAUCUGAGUAUGUAGAAGAUGAUGUUAACCAACCAAGUUGCAGUGGUGUCAAUGUUAGUUCUGCCUCUAUGGAUGUUGAUAAUUUGCAAAACAAAACUAACAGUACUAACCUGAGCUCAAAUCAGUUGGAGUCUUCUACAUCAUCAGCCUCUGAACAAGUUUCUGAUGGAAAUGACUAUGAUAUCCCACAUGAAGAUAAUUCAAUUGAUAAAUGUAUUGCUAAAAGAAAUGCUUCAGUAAUGACUGAUAGAUGUAUGGAUGAAACUAGCAAUAUUCCUAAUCUCCUCCAAAGGGACUUGCAAAAUUAUUUUCAGUACAGUGCUGAAGAAAAGCAGCUGAAGAUGGAUUCUUUAAAAGAAGAACGGCAGAUUAUUAGAGCAAUGAGAGAAACAGCUGAAUUAAACAAAAUAAUAGCCGAGCAAAGACUCAAGCAUGUCCUUUGGGUAAAGAAACAAGAGAUGUUGUAUGUAUAUUUCUAUAUUUUUAACUUGAUUUAA